Messenger RNA from Prunus dulcis (almond), 1719 nucleotides. Its product is annotated as lisH domain-containing protein C1711.05. The record is from RefSeq and is a predicted model, not a curated record. The transcript has 7 exons. Gene Ontology annotation, molecular function: protein binding. NCBI's taxonomy places the organism in Eukaryota, Viridiplantae, Streptophyta, Magnoliopsida, Rosales, Rosaceae. The coding region runs from base 128 to 1450 and encodes 440 amino acids.
AAUUUUACGAAAUUUCGGGCCCGAAUAUUAAUUUCACUGCCACAAAAUAAACCCUAAUACCUCCUAAACCCUCGCGUGGAGUUGGAGCCUUCUCCCUCCAAAUAAGCUCAGAGCUCAGAAGCCUCGCAUGCCCAAGUCCCUAACAAGCAGGCAGGACACUAUCAACCCUACCCUUCUCGCCUUCAGGCCUCGCCAAGUUCAGCUUGCAAACCUAGAAGAUAUGAAACACAGCAAGCCUAAUAUCUCCAGCGACAGCACCCAAACUCUAAGUCCCGGCCAGAAGGGUCCACUCCUCCAUGCUGUGGCUCGAUUCCUGGAGAGCAAUGGGUUCUCCAAAACCCUGAAAAGGUUCCGGUGCGAAGCUCAAAUCGAGAAAAGUGGACUGAAGGAAUAUUCACUGGAUUUGGAAGAAAUGUACUGCAAGUUGAUGUGUAAUAAUGGAGUCACAAAUGUCAACAGCCAGAAGAAGAAAGAAGACGUAAAGGAGCCUGAAAAAUUGUUGGAGGAGGCUGAAAAGAAUUGCAUGGAGAAAAAGAAAAGGAAAUCUAAGGUAGCUUCUGAUUCACUUGCUUCUGAUUCUGAGACGGAUAAGAAACCAAAAGAUAAGAAGAAAAAGAAGAACAAGUCAAGUUCUGAUUCUGUUGAUGCAAAUGGAAUUGGUAAAUCAACUGCUGAUGAAAUUCCAGUGGAUGAGAAGAGUGUCAAACCUAAUGGUAAGAAGAAAAAGAAAGAUGGUUUGGUUUCUGAAAGUCUAGAUGGUGAGGAUGUGAAGGUGCUUGGUAUAGGAGAUACAAAUGGAACUAGUUCUACAAAAGAUGAUUUGAAGAUAUCAGAUGUGGAUGCUACCGGCAAGGAGAGUAAAAGGUCCAAGAAAAGAAAAAGAUUAGCGUCUGAAGGAAAUGAUUCGCAGCCUGCUGACAACAGAGAAGAUGAAGAAUCCAAGCGCAGAAAGGUAGAGAGUUUAAAAGCAUCCAAGGGAAGUGAGCAACCAGCAAAUAGUGAUGCGUCCCUAGGAAAAGCUGAAAAUGCUGGUAAAGAUAGUAAAGGGGAAAGUGGUCAAGUUGGUCCAGAUGUGUUUCAAAAAGCUUCUGUUACGCAGCUUGAUGGCCAGGCAAAUGGGAACCUAGAGAAAAGUGCUGAGAAGUCUUCGAUAAAGAAAAGCAUGAAGAAGCAGCGCAAUGGUUCUGAUGAGCCAACGGCUUUUAAGGCAUUUCAAAGAGUAAAAGCUGAGGAGGUGGAAUUCAUAGACGAGAAGCUUCGGGAUAAUUCUUACUGGGCAAAGGAUGGUGCAGAGAUUGGCUACGGUGCAAAAGCACAGGAAGUUCUUGGGCAAGUUAGAGGAAGGGAUUUUCGUCAUGAAAAGACUAAGAAGAAGCGUGGGUCAUACAGAGGAGGGCAGAUUGAUCAGCAGUCACACUCAGUCAAGUUCAAUUAUGAUGAUGAAGAUUAACCGGAAAACUUUCCUGAGGAGCAAGUUUACAGAAACAAUAUUCGCUUGCAGAAAACCUGCGUCUUUUAUAUUCUGCACAAGUUUUCAAUGAAAGGGAUUCUACAUGUUGAUAAUUUAUUUUGAACUUCACGUUUUUUCUUAAUGUUUUUUUUUUAUGGGAUGAGCCUCUUUAUUUCCUUCUUAAAUAUGGAAGGCGUGCUCCAGUCCUUGAUUGUAUUUUUUCUCAAACUAGUGGUGGCCAUGAGAAUCCUUUCUAUUUGUUAUUUUUU